CUGUUGCAGUUGUUUCACGUCAAAACAAUCCGGAAGACGAUAACCUACAGCAUGAAGGAAUGGUCUGCACGUAUUUGCUAUUAUACGGCGAUACCGAAGUUUUAAUUUCUAUGUAAUAAUGCAAGCUAACUAUGACAAUAGCUCAAAUGGUUAGUCUUUAAUAAGUCAUUCAAUUUGUUGCAUCCGAAGUCCACACCUUAGCACAGGCUACCUCUGUCCUCAGAUCAGUGCUGUAGCUUAUUGCGCUCAAUUUGUAGUCAUUAUGGGGAAUGGGAUGAACAAGGUUGUUGAUGGGCUCUUCCUUGGUAACAUAAGAGAUUCAGAGGACAGAGAAAGUCUGUCAAAAAACGGAAUCACACACAUUUUGUCUGUGCACAACAAUGCCAAGCCUGUGUAUGAGGAUAUGACCUACCUUUGUAUUCAUGCAGAUGAUGCCGCCAGUCAAAACUUAUUACAACAUUUUAAAGAUUCCAUUGGCUUCAUCCAUGAGUGCCGUUUAAAUGGAGGCGCAUGUUUGGUUCACUGUCUUGCAGGAGUAUCUCGAAGCACUACGAUGGUGGUGGCCUACCUAAUGACAGUCACAAAGUUUAACUGGGAGGAAUGCCUGUCUGCCAUUAAAGCUGUUCGUUCAUUUGUGGGUCCCAACUAUGGCUUCCAGCAGCAGCUACAAGAAUAUCAAUCAACUCUAGUUUCAGAGUACCGAGCUUGGUUAGAGUCCAGUUUCCACCCAAGUCCUUUCAAAGACCAGGAGCAAGUGGGUGUGCUGCUGAGCCAGUACACAGAACAACAGGAAAGCCAGAGAAGAGGAGUGGACAAUCGCUGGUCCAGUCAUAGACGGGAAGACUGUGCUUUGCCCAAUGAUGAUGAUGAUGAUAAUAACGAUGAAGAUAAGAGCUGAACUGCCACCACGACACUGUCACUUUAACAUUGCUAUCUGCAGAAGAUUGUACCCCCUUCAUUACCCCUUUAUUCAGCCAAAGCCAAUGUAUGCAUUCUUUGUUCACUUAGAAAAGUUUUAAAAACUCUGUUUAUACCACGAAUAUAUGAGUAUAUCAUUAGGGUAUUGGUCUUUUCACAGGCGCCUUAACACCUUAGCUAUAUUAUAUCACAAGUACUUCCAGCUUGGAAACUUUAAAUUAAUGUAUAGUGAUUUUUACAUUUAAGAAAUGUUUACCUCUGCUGUAUUGAUUGUUUUUUUUUAAAAACACUCUUACUAAAAUGUCAUUAUUGAAAAGUGGACAUAUAGCCAUACGAGUCAUAUUUCUAUUUUUGUUACGCUAGUUGUAAAUGUAAUUGUUUUUAUGUGACCUAAGCUGCCAUAAAGAAAGCUGCCUCAAAUGUAGCACAAUAAUGCAACAUUUGAUUAUGUUUGUGGACAAAUAAGAAGUAAACAGUGUCUGAAGGUUUGUGUUUUAGAAAUGCUUUAGUCUUCCUGAACAAUGCACAUGCAAUUCUUAUUGUUUUGUCCUGAUGGGAAACUGUAUACAAUGUGUUUUGGCAAUAAUAAAAAAGAGGCACACUAGUAUUCUUUAGCUGUGA
Molecule: messenger RNA, 1539 nt
Organism: Boleophthalmus pectinirostris (great blue-spotted mudskipper)
Lineage: Eukaryota; Metazoa; Chordata; Actinopteri; Gobiiformes; Gobiidae
Gene: dusp22a
Product: dual specificity phosphatase 22a
Exons: 7
Coding region: 263-898 (211 amino acids)
Biological process (GO): positive regulation of JNK cascade; transforming growth factor beta receptor signaling pathway; protein dephosphorylation
Cellular component (GO): cytosol
Molecular function (GO): protein tyrosine/serine/threonine phosphatase activity
Source: RefSeq, a predicted model, not a curated record